This is a messenger RNA of Beauveria bassiana ARSEF 2860, 1281 nucleotides long. Its product is annotated as HAD-superfamily subfamily IIA hydrolase. Gene Ontology annotation, biological process: glycerophospholipid biosynthetic process. The coding region runs from base 1 to 1281 and encodes 426 amino acids. The record is from RefSeq and is a predicted model, not a curated record. NCBI's taxonomy places the organism in Eukaryota, Fungi, Ascomycota, Sordariomycetes, Hypocreales, Cordycipitaceae. The transcript has 2 exons. Gene Ontology annotation, cellular component: mitochondrion.
AUGGCUACACCCAAGCAGCAGGCUGCUUUCUUCGAGCAGGUGGCUCAGGUCAAGAGAAAGUUAAGUGUUUCUACGGGAACACCGAUCGAAUCUAGGGCCGCCUCACCAGAGCUAGACGUCGGUAGCUCCAGAGGUAGCAUGACAAGUAUUGCAACACCUGGCUCUGUCAAUUCUCCAAGCAAUGUUGCGGAUUCGUUCGUCUUUGCUUUUGACAUUGAUGGUGUCCUCGUUCGAGGUGGCAAGCCUAUUCCAGAAGCGAUCAAGGCGAUGCAAGUCCUCAACGGUGACAACGAAUACGGCCUACACAUUCCUCACAUCUUUCUGACAAACGGAGGCGGUAAAACCGAAGAGCAACGAUGCAAAGACUUGUCCGGUCAGCUCCAGCAGGAUGUUCAACCUGGUCAAUUUAUAUGCGGGCAUACUCCCAUGAGGGAAAUGGCUCAGAAAUACAAGACAGUUCUCGUCAUUGGUGGUGAAGGCGAGACCUGCCGUAAUGUCGCCGAGGGCUACGGCUUCAAGGAUGUGGUCACACCUGGCGACAUCAUCAAGCACGAUGCCGCGACGACACCUUUCCGCAAGCUCACAGACGAAGAGCAUGCCAAUUCACGUACUCGUGACUUUUCUGACGUCGUGAUUGACGCUGUGUUUGUUUUCGCCGACUCUCGUGACUGGGCUGGCGAUAUCCAGAUCAUGCUUGAUGUUGCCAUGUCAAAGGGCGGUGUUCUCAGCCAGCGCAGCGAGACUUUCGACGAGGGUCCGCCAUUCUAUUUCUCCCACAAUGACGUUGUCUGGUCAGCCGCACACGAGCACGUUCGUCUCGGCAUGGGCGCUCUGCGCCGCAUGUUCGAGAUUACAUUCAAGGAUAUCACUGGAGGCAAGGGUGAACUAUACACCCAUGCUUUUGGCAAGCCUCAGGUUCCUACAUUCGAGUUUGCCUAUCGUCUCAUGAGACAGUGGCGUCAGGCAGAGCACGGACUCGUUAAGCCUCCCCAGACUGUCUAUUUCGUGGGGGACACGCCCGAGAGUGAUAUUCGCGGCACUAACGCCGUCAACGAAAAGGCCAACAACGAAUGGUACAGCAUUCUUGUCAAGACUGGGGUUUACGAAGAGGGUACCGAGCCUGCAUAUAAGCCACGCGUCACCGUCGAUACCGUUCUUGAUGCCGUCAACCACGGAAUCCAGCGAGAGAUGCGCAAGCGUGUUGUAAAAACGCUCCAGAAGCAAGUCAUUACGCCGAGCGAUACGCUGGCUGUUGUGGAGCCUGAUGAACUGCAGGUCUAG